GGACAGGCAUAGGCCGCGCCGGCGGGCGGCGGCGGCAACUUGGUCAGCGACCGCCGCCGCACGUCUACCGCCAGUUCGUUCCCCUCGACCGAGGAAGUUAGGAGAUUUUUAAGGUGGAAAGGAACAGGAUGAUUUACGGAGAUUCAGAGCCAUCUGCACAAUAUCGAUGAAGAAGGAUUUUCGGGACUACAAGCACACUAGCAGCUGAACAAAAGUGGUGAGGAUGCCAUCACUCCCCCUGCGGUGAAACUCCAAUCAGAUUGGAUGAUCAUAGUUAUUAAGCAAAUAAAUACCUGGACAUACUCAACCAUGAUCUUUCAUAUGUCAUCUGAUAAGGGAACAAGCUUUGAUUCUGUUAAAUCUAAGCUAGUUAGCAGAAACAAGGUGAGAACCUCGUUUAUUGAUGGGGGUUAGCAAAAACAAGCCUUGAGUUGAGUUACGGUUCCAUUCAAUUGAAGAUCUAUUCAAGCCACCAUGAUUCUUUGGUGGCCAGCUGUGUCUUCAGGUCUGCAACAUGACGUCUGGUUUUAAGGAGCUUACAUUACUUGGUUAUAACCUCGCACUGCAUUAAACAAAUUACCCCUUGGUAUAUUUGAUUCAAAACAGUAAGAUGAUAAUGUUGGGGAAACGAAUCUCAUUCCCACCAGUAGUUCGAUCAGAAGUUUCAUGUAGGUGGUGACUCAUGAUUUGCCAAAACAACUGAAGAAUGGGCUCCACGACACAGGAUAUUUAGAAGAUGGUGACAACUAAAGCAAUGUUGGGGGUACUUUGACUGGGGCAGCUCUGGUGUCAUGGUCGUGUUAGGGAGGUGUCCGGCAGCUGUCUCGAAGAAGCCUUCGAGGCCCUGUGUGUCGCUUCUUCGUCAUUCUUGGCUAGAGGCUGGGCAAGGCGAGUCUCAUGCCUUCGCGUUCCGAAGUAUGGGCUGUGUCCACACCUGGUUGUAGACCGUCUCAUGCCUUCGUGCUUUCUUUUCUUUUCCUGGCCUUGCCAAAACUUGGUCCCUCGUGCUUUCUUCUUAUGAAAUGAUCUGCUCCCAGGCAUGUUCGAGAGAAAAAUGCUAAAGUAUAAAGAAAAAUCUCAAUGGUUUAGGACUCAGUCAGAACUGACUGUCAAAGGCUGGUUUAGGCGUUAAACAGACAAGGGGUUAAGAAGCAUUUGAGCCAAAAAGCUACACAGGUAUUUUUCUUUCAUUGGCUUUGGCAAGACACUUGUUGUACUGUAGCUAUCUGGGUUUGUAAGAUCCUCAUGUCCCUGUUCUUUCCAGAUAUUCCAAAUUGUAGUGCACAGGACCGUACUAUUUUAAGUCUCUCCUCUGGUCCCCGCGCAUCGCUUUUCGCGUGCUGCUGCCCCCGUUUUUGUUUUCCUCACUGGUAUAGAUAGAUAUCUUCCCAGAAUAAUUGGUUUCUAUCUAUUCGAAAGGACGAAAUGUCCAAGUUGCUGCCAGCAGCGUUGAUGGAUACGUCUGAGUUAAUAACACGUUCCAAAUCAACUGCAUAUAUUCAUGGGAAGGUGAUCUAACAGUGGGAGUUGAGGUUUUUCAGCAACUUAUGCCAAAUAUGAGUAAUUAAAUAUCAUAUAUUUUGUUAGUUGGCAGUCAACACCUGCAGAUCUAAGUCACUUUUGCAUAACCUAGCAGUGGAAGCAUCCAAAUGAUUAAAAACAAGGGAACAGCAGGCAUGUCCUAUUAUUACUAGUUUUAUGAUUUGAAACAUCCAAAUUAUCUGGCAGCUCUUGUGAUUUUCCAAUAUUGGUGAACCCAAAGCCACCAAACACUGCUACAGAGAGAGAGAGAGCCUUUGACCCAUUAGUGUGUUGCAGCACAGAACUAGAGAUGCUUUCUGCUUGCUUACCCCACCAACCACAUCAGAGUUAGCUCAUCUCCCUCUUGACCAGUUUCUCUCCAUACACCACGUAGGCCUGUCUUACCUUGCUAUAAAGCCCAUGCAGAACGAGAAACUUGCCACAAAAACAUCUGAACCUGAACCAUCCAAGCACAGAAACAGCUAAAACUAGUUUCAGGAUGGCUACAGCUGCAUUGUGCUUCAGGGCGUCUGCUCUCUCCAUGGCCUGUUUUCUCCUGGCCGUGCCAUUGUUGAUGGCACAGGACCCUUCGAACCUGAGCCUGGAGCACUACUCCAAGACAUGCCCGAAUGCGGAGCAUGUGGUCCGUGCCGAGAUGGAGUGCGCGGUGCGUGACGAACCACGCAAUGCCGCUUUGAUGCUCCGCCUCCAUUUUCACGACUGUUUUGUGCAGGGCUGUGAUGGAUCGGUGCUGCUUGACGACACUGCAACCAUGAUCGGAGAGAAGCAGGCAGACCAGAAUGUGAACUCGCUGAAAGGAUUUGAGGUGGUUGACAAAAUCAAGGCAAAGCUGGAAGCUGAGUGUCCUGGAACAGUUUCCUGUGCUGACUUGCUUGCCAUUGCAGCCAGGGACGCAGUUGUCUUGGUUGGUGGGCCUUACUGGGAUGUUCCAGUAGGAAGAUUGGACUCCAAGGAGGCAAGUCUUGACCUAGCAAACAAGGAUAUCCCCACCGCUGAGCAGGGUCUCGUCACCCUUAUUUCCAAGUUUUGGGAGAAGGGCCUUGAUGCCACUGACAUGGUGGCCCUUGUCGGAUCCCACACGAUUGGAUUCGCCCGGUGUGCGAACUUCCGGGACAGGAUAUACGGCGACUUCGAGAUGACAUCCAAGUACAACCCUGCUUCUGCGACCUACCUCAGCAAGCUCAAGGAGAUCUGCCCCAUGGAUGGUGGCGAUGACAACAUCAGCGCCAUGGACAGCCACACUUCGUCGACCUUCGACAACGCCUAUUUUGAGACGCUCAUCAAGGGCGAGGGCCUCCUCAACUCUGACCAGGAGAUGUGGUCCAGCAUCGCCGGGUACUCAACGGCUGACACGGUCAACAAGUAUUGGGCUGACCCUGCGCUGUUCUUCAAGCAGUUUUCGGACUCCAUGGUCAAGAUGGGCAACAUCACCAACCCUGCAGGUGGUGAGGUCAGGAAGACCUGCAGAUUCGUGAACACAUAAGCUCAAGGGACCUUUGUUUGCGCCUUCUCCUUUGAUGGUUGAUGAUUGUCUGCAAAUAAGAACGUUUUUCAUAGUAUAUACUCUACUGUAUAGGUAUUAUCGUCGUUGCGCUACACAAAAAUAUUUUGGCUGUAUGGAGUAAUGGAGAAUAUAUAUCAUGUAUUUGAGGGUUUUGCACAGCCUGUUAUAUGUACACAUCAGCAAUGGAUUCUGAUCAGAUUUUA
Molecule: messenger RNA, 3249 nt
Organism: Hordeum vulgare subsp. vulgare (domesticated barley)
Lineage: Eukaryota; Viridiplantae; Streptophyta; Magnoliopsida; Poales; Poaceae
Product: peroxidase 11
Exons: 9
Coding region: 2021-3025 (334 amino acids)
Biological process (GO): response to oxidative stress; hydrogen peroxide catabolic process
Molecular function (GO): heme binding; peroxidase activity
Source: RefSeq, a predicted model, not a curated record